AUAAAGUUUCAAUUAAGAGGCCUUUGAUUGUUGAUAUUAUACAAAUAGUAGAACUCAUUUAUAGGAGGAUUUGUUUACAUCGGAAGUUGUACGGUCCAAGAUGUCUGUCAUAACAAAAGUGCCCGAACCAAAUAUUUUUGAUCAAAUAUGUAAAGAAUUUUCUGGGUUCAAAGGAUAUAGAGAUGAUGAUGAAGUUUCAGUUGCCACCGACUACCAGGACUAUGAUCCAGCCAAACACAACCCCGUGUUUUAUGGCAAGAUGCACUACCCUGUUAAUGUAGACAGUGAUGUACGGGAAGACGUUGAUCCAGCUGUUACACAUCCAUCUGUGAUUGGUUAUUCAUUUACAGAGAAACCACCAAAAACACCUCCACCCCCACCACCACCAGUUCCAUCUAAAGAAGAGUGUUCACCAAGAGAAUAUUUGCAACACUAUGUUUUUCCAGUGUUGGUACCUGCAAUGGAGGAAAUGUUAAGACAGGCUAAAAAGGAAAAAUGUUUUGAGAGAAAGAGAACAAAAUUCAAUGCUUUAGAUUUUGUGACUGAGUUCUUGUACAACCACAACCCUAACCAGCUGGAAAGAUCCAAAACACAAUUAGAAAACAUUUCUUUUGUGAAAGAAUGGCUAAAAGAUCACCCACGUCCACCACUACCAUUGUCUCUUAUCUGGACGGAGGAAGAAGCUGCACUUAAAAUACAAUCUUUCUGGAGGGGUUAUUUAAUACGGCGCGAACCAGAGGUACAAGAGUUAAGACAGUGGCAAGCAGAGUGGAGGGAGGAAAAUGGAGGCAUCAAAGAUAAAGUUACGGACUUCUGGGAAAAGAAAAUGCCAGAUUCUCCAAAAGUAUCAAAUGAUUCCUUAAAUAAAGACACUAAAAUUGGGGAGGCAGAGCAAGAUAAAUCCUCAUAACCUACUCAUAUUUCUGUUAUAAGUUACUGACAAUAUGCCUUUAGCAUGAAUACUUUCCCAUGUGGUGAAUCCUUGAAUUGUUUUAAAUAAAUUAUAUACUUUAUUUCAUGUACAUGUAUAUUUUAUUAUGAUUUCAAUCUGUGAUAAACUUUUUUUCAAAAUU
Ruditapes philippinarum (Manila clam) is the source of this 1073-nucleotide messenger RNA. RefSeq names its product IQ domain-containing protein K-like. The coding region runs from base 101 to 910 and encodes 269 amino acids. The record is from RefSeq and is a predicted model, not a curated record. Gene Ontology annotation, molecular function: protein binding. The transcript has 7 exons. NCBI's taxonomy places the organism in Eukaryota, Metazoa, Mollusca, Bivalvia, Venerida, Veneridae.